This is a messenger RNA of Zeugodacus cucurbitae (melon fly), 2238 nucleotides long. RefSeq names its product heterogeneous nuclear ribonucleoprotein A1. The transcript has 5 exons. Lineage: Eukaryota; Metazoa; Arthropoda; Insecta; Diptera; Tephritidae. Gene Ontology annotation, molecular function: RNA binding. The record is from RefSeq and is a predicted model, not a curated record. The coding region runs from base 104 to 1222 and encodes 372 amino acids.
ACACGAAUCAAUUUUCAUUCGGGUUUUUCGCCUUGAGUUGUUCGGUUGUGUGCGCUUCAACUUGUAUAAUUGUAAUUGUUUAAAUAUUAAUAUAAAGUAAUAAAUGGUAAGAAUGACUAACCAAAAAGAUAAUUCAAGCCAAAAUGGAAAUAAUGGAGAUUAUAACGAUGAGGAAAUAAAUGAGCCGGAAUGCCUUCGGAAGUUAUUUAUUGGAGGAUUGGACUACAGAACUACGGAUGAUGGUCUUAAAUCACAUUUUGAAAAGUGGGGCAAAAUAGUUGAUGUGGUUGUGAUGAAAGAUCCCCGAACGAAGCGAUCACGUGGUUUUGGGUUCAUCACCUAUUCGAGGUCGACUAUGGUUGAUGAUGCACAAAAUGCACGCCCACAUAAGAUUGAUGGCCGUGUUGUGGAACCAAAACGGGCAGUUCCACGUCAAGAUAUUGAUAAUCCACAUGCUGGUGCCACAGUUAAAAAGUUGUUUGUUGGUGGGCUUAAAGAAGAACAUGAUGAACAAUGUCUUAGAGAUUAUUUUGGACAAUACGGAAAGAUAACAGAUGUGAAUAUUGUUAUCGACAAGGAAACUGGCAAGAAGCGAGGAUUCGCUUUCAUUGAAUAUGAUGAUUACGAUCCAGUUGAUAAAAUUGUGUUGCAAAAAACACAUAACAUUAAGGGAAAAGCUCUAGAUGUAAAGAAAGCCUUGCCUAAGCAGGACAUGAACCGCCAACAAGGUGGUGGUGGUGGCGGUCGUGGUGGAAAUAUGGGCCGCGGCGGCAAUAUGGGGGGUGGAAUGAUGGGUAAUCAAAACAAUUGGGGUGGCAACAAUCGAGGCAACGACAACUGGGGUGGAAACAACGGUUUUGGUGGUGGCUUCAAUAGUAAUGGCGGCGGUGGUGGCGGUUGGAAUAACAAUAGUGUUGGUCCAUGGGAUAAUGGCAACAGUGGUGGCAACUGGAAUAAUGGUCCUUCAAACUUCGGAGGACCCGGAAAUAGUGGUCCUGCCAACAACGGUAACUGGGGAAAUGAUUUUGGAGGCGGUUAUCAACAAAGUUAUGGCGGUGGUCCUCAACGUGGCAACUAUGGUGGCAACAACCGAUCACAACCCUACAAUCAAGGCAAUUUCGGCAACAAGAUGGGCAAUCAAGGUGGUAAUUUCGGUAAUCAGGGCAACUUUGGUGGUCCCAAUGCUAUGGGUGGCGGCAGUGGUGGUAACAGAAGAUACUAAGGUCGUAAAAUUGAGCCAGGUCACAUUCGUAAAGAUUAAAGCAAGCAAUCGAAAAGUUACAUAUAAGAAAACUUAAACAGCCACGAAAGCAGCAGAAUUAACAGUUUCAGUUCAAAAGAAUAAAUGUCAGAAAAUUUAAAGCAGAAUGUGAUGAGAUACAUACCCCAGGAACAAUUUGAAGCACAGGUGGUCAAGUGGAGGGGAGAGGAGUGACGAUGAUGAAUAUAUAAGCAACAGUUACAUAUAUGCAAACUUAUACACAGAUACGAAGAAGUUAAUCAUGUGUAGGCAUUUUACCACAUCAGCAAAAUAAGUACCUAGCGUACGUAGUUUUAAAGAUGAAAAUUUUAAGGAUCAAAUGCAAGAGAGACGAGUAUUAAAUAUUAAAAAACAAAAACUUAAGACAUACUUCCACAUAAAUUUCGAACAAAUCAGAUAAUUCGAAGAAGAAGAGGAUGAUUAUGUAAUAGAAAAUGAAAUAUUUAAAAGAGGAGGAAAACAUAUUUAUAAUUAAAUAGUAUUUUUUCACAGUUUCUUGGAUUGAUGGUAUACUUAAUCAAUCCCUCGAAAUUAUGCACAUAAUAAGCAGUCAGAUCCUCCCACAUUUCAUACCUUAUCUAGUGUUAUAUCUAAUGUUUUAGAUUUUCUGUAAAAUAUUCACAUAAGAUCUUAGAAUAAGUUUAGUUGUACUGUAUUUAUUGUCAAAUAUUUGUCAUGCCCACAAGGUUUGAUGUGAGAAUGUCUGUAAGGAAAAUUAUCUUACAAAUUAAUCAGAUGGAAUCGAAAAAUAGACGAUGUGGAGAUGUAGUAAUCAAUGAAAAUGAUCAGUAAUCGACAGGAUGUUUGAAUCAAAUUUCAUAAAUUAGUUAACUUUUAUCAUUAAAUUACCUGAUAUUGAUAAUUUAUGUCUUAAACACUUCGAUUAAGUUCUCACUGGAAUCAUUUUUUACUGAAGACUACAAUAUUUUAAAAUUGUAAACUUAUACAUAUAGAGAAAUAUAUACUUUACACAAAGA